Messenger RNA from Candidozyma auris, 1746 nucleotides. RefSeq lists its product as uncharacterized. Bases 1 to 1746 code for a protein of 581 amino acids. Gene Ontology annotation, biological process: retrograde transport, endosome to Golgi. NCBI's taxonomy places the organism in Eukaryota, Fungi, Ascomycota, Pichiomycetes, Serinales, Metschnikowiaceae. The record is from RefSeq and is a predicted model, not a curated record. Gene Ontology annotation, cellular component: Golgi apparatus; membrane. The transcript has a single exon.
AUGAACCUCAGAAGUUUGGGGCUACUCUUUUCCCUUCUAGCCUCUGCAAAUGUUAUUUUGGCAAAUCACGUACGGUUUGAUGAUAAUAACAAUGCCCAGGUUUGCGAAGGGAUGUACUCAAAGAAAGAUUGGGGUGGCAGUAUUCAACCUCAGAUUCAAUUGAAGCUCGAGCAGUUUGGCGAUCAUAAAUACAAUAAAAAGAAGCCUGAUGACAAUCAAGAAGGGAAUGUGCAUGUCAGCUACGUCGUUUUUGAAUACAAAGACAUAGUUCACCUCGGCAAGCCCACGAAAGAUGGGUAUAGGAAAUACAUCUGUGACUCCAGCGCCAUUGCAGAAGGGAUAUGUGAUGAUAAAUCUAAAGGCACCUUCAUUGUGAACAGUGAUAUCACUAAUACCACCGUACAAACUUCUCAAUUGACUCAUUUGGGCCCAGGUCACAUUAAGUAUUCCGUCGGCAGGACCGGAUACUACUGUAUUGCCACAUACAGCGAGGAUAACACUAACUAUAGAGGGGUAGCAAACUUUCAGAAUGCAUUUGGACACUUAAGUGCUUCGGAAAUCCCAAAAUUACCAGCUUACGGAAUUUUGACACUUUGUUACACCGUUGUGCUAGCGUUGUAUGGGUUUCAAUUCUUUAAAAAAAGGAAUCAGAAUCAGAUCUUACCGUUGCAAAAAUAUUUGUUAGCUAUGCUCGGCUUUUUGACUUUUGAUACUUUAGUUGUUUGGUCAUAUUAUGACUUGAACAAUCGAACUGCGAAUCAGCAGAGCGGCUUCGUCAUCUUUUACAUGAUCUUCUUAUCAUUGUUGAAUGCCGGCAAAAUGAGUUUCUUCUUCUUCUUACUCUUGUGUAUUGGUCUCGGUUACGGUGUGGUGAAAAUAAAACUACCUAAAAAGAUCAUGUUUCGUUGCAAGUUGCUUGCCGGUCUACACUUCGCUGCUGCUAUGUUCUACUUGGUCAUGACCUACAUCAGAUCUUCGAGAAACUCUUUAACCUCCAGCAGUGAAGUGUCAUCAGAUGAGUAUGCGGCUAGUAUUUGGGAUGUUAUACCCCUCAUCCCGGUCGCCAUCACCAUGACCGUUUUCUACGUGAGCAUUUUGUCCUCAAUCAGGGGGACUACUGCAAAUCUUCACAAGCAACGCCAAGUGAUAAAGUUACAGCUUUAUGAGAAUUUGUUUCGAAUCAUAAUUGCUUCUGUUGUACUAUCGAUUGGUGGCUUAGUACUCUCCAGUUUCAUUGCAUUGAGCUUAACUACCACGGAUCUCAUUGAGGAACAUUGGAAAGGCUCCUACUUUUUGUUUGACUUUUGGCCUAGUGUUGUUUUCUUCUUGGUAUUCAUUGGCGUUUCUUGGCUAUGGAGACCUACUGAGACAAGCUAUAUGUUGGCCGUAUCUCAACAAGUAGCAACAGAUGCUGGUGCCGAGAAUGAUCACAAUGGCCCUGCUCAAGGUCAUGAAUUUGAAUUAGACGACAUCUCUGUAAUGAGCCAUAGCGAUGAAGAGGGAAAUCUUGGCAGAGAUAGUUUCGAAUUACAAAGCCUGAAUAUUCCCAGCGAAGUACCACCUGCUUACAAUGAAGACGACGCAGGCUUUAAAGGAGGACAGAUGCAUGACAAAGCAAGUAACGCUGGCAGCACGCUCUUCGAGCUUGGUGACGAUGAGGAAAAUGAGCACUCACGGAGCAACGCAGAUCAAAAUGACUACGAGGCUCUCGAUGAUGAUGAGUCUAAUGACCGCUUGAAGAAAUAG